Molecule: messenger RNA, 4030 nt
Organism: Gadus macrocephalus (Pacific cod)
Lineage: Eukaryota; Metazoa; Chordata; Actinopteri; Gadiformes; Gadidae
Product: collagen alpha-1(I) chain-like
Exons: 39
Coding region: 443-4030 (1195 amino acids)
Cellular component (GO): collagen trimer
Molecular function (GO): extracellular matrix structural constituent
Source: RefSeq, a predicted model, not a curated record
UUAACAGGGAGAUCCUGGAACCCCUGGAGUACCUGGAACACAUGGCGAACCAGGACGCAUUGGGCCUAAAGGCCUGACUGGACGCCCUGGGCCGUUUGGGCCUCAGGGCCGAGAUGGAAUCCCGGGCCUUAGAGGGCUGGCGGGUGAUCCUGGAAGAUCACUGGCAGGAGAUGAUGGAGAUUUUGGGGACCCGGGCCCAGAGGGGCCGCCCGGACCAGAAGAGGUCGAAACAUUCCCCCCUGAAUACCUCCCUCCCAAAGGCUACAAGGGUGACCCCGGUCCUGGAGGUCUGUGUGGACCUAAAGGUGUCAGUGGUGAUGCUGUGGGAAGCCAUGAGGGAAUUAAAGGAGAGAAAGGAAUCCCUGGUUUGCCUGGACCACGGGGCGUUCCUGGAUUCCCCGGAAGAGAUGGGUUAACAGGAUUUCAGGGUCAUAGUGGAGAAAUGGGACUUCCAGGCCUCAUCGGAAGAAUUGGACCAAAGGGUUAUGAAGGGGACUCUGGAGAUCCUGGGCCCCAAGUCCACUACGAUGAAACUGCAUCGAGAGGUGCCAAAGGGGACAUGGGGUUUCCUGGUUCACCUGGCGUCCUAGGAGACACUGGGGACAUGGGCAUGCACGGCCCCCCCGGCCCGCCGGGAAUAACAACAGAUAGGGAGCCUGGACCACCAGGCCCUUUUGGCCUGAAGGGGUCUAAGGGAGAGCCAGGGGGCGUUUACACUGAUAAUGUCCAAGGACCUAAGGGAUAUAAGGGACCCCCUGGAGCAAAAGGUGUCACAGGCCUCCCCGGUCCACCAGAUUACUACUGUGAACCGGGUUACCCAGGAGACCCCGGUGCCCCCGGAGACAUGGGCAGAGGCGGACGCCCAGGGGAGAAAGGCCUGAAAGGCUGUGAUGGAGUGUGUAGCUGUACUGGUGGGUACGGAGGCAUAGGGCCCCCCGGUCCACCUGGAUCCCCAGGUUAUGAUGGCCUUCCUGGAACUCCGGGCCAGAAAGGAGAUCCAGGGUUUAGAGGAGGGCCAGGGUCAACAGGCCCACAGGGCUUUAUAGGAACUCUAGGACAGAAAGGACGGAAAGGUCAGAAGGGUGACUCCAACGGGUUUCCAGUUGAUUAUGGAGCCAAGGGUGACCGUGGUGUUCUUGGGCAGGAGGGCCUGGCCGGGAGGCAGGGGCGUCUAGGAGAGGACGGGGAAACUGGCCACGUGGGAGACCCUGGAGCACCGGGAGACCGAUUCCCAGGAUCGAUGGGCCCGAAAGGGUUCCCAGGUUAUCAAGGAACCAAAGGGGCCCCGGGGCCCGCAGGCUCUCGAGGGUCAGGAUUCCCAGGUCGUCGUGGUCCCAAUGGCCGCCAGGGGGAUCAAGGUGGUCCCGGCUCAGAGGGCAUUCAAGGACGACCUGGACCUCCGGGUGACGUGAAAACGUGUUGUCUUGACAAAAUCAAUGCCGGUCCGCCCGGUCCCAAGGGGAGGUGUGGUAUGCCAGGGUACCCUGGUGCAGACGGAAGGGAUGGCUUAGCAGGCACUCGUGGCCUCCAUGGGCCUAAAGGUGUGAGAGGAGAUGACUGGGGAUUCGGACACAGCGGACCACAAGGGCCCAGAGGUCCGGACGGAGACCAGGGGUACCCUGGUCCUAGGGGAGGGACUCUGGACGGGCCCCCUGGCCCUUCUGGGUACUUCGGAGCUCCAGGGAGGAAAGGGGACCGUGGGGACUUCCGCACCUCAAGGCCUGGUCCGCCCGGACGCCCCGGCCACCCAGGCAACCCGGGCAGAAAGGGCCCUCUGGGAGAAACAGGGGCCCCUGGGUUACAAGGUGUCCGUGGUCAACUAGGCCCGUUGGGUGCAAAGGGGAUAUCAGGGGCCGCUGGCGACCUCGGAGACACGGGUCCCCCGGGGGCCUCAUGCGCGCCAUGUGAACCUUCCGUGCCUGGACCUCCAGGCAACCCAGGCCCGAUAGGAAGGCCGGGAUUUCCUGGCCGAAAGGGUUUGAGCGGAGUUGUGGGUCCAACGGGUUAUGGCCUGAAGGGUAGAAAAGGUGUGACCGGCGCUCAAGGAUUUCCGGGCCCAGUCGGCGAUAAAGGCGGAUUCGGACCCUCAGAGGAUGGGUACAAUGGCCAGCCUGGACUGAAAGGGGAGAGGGGUCAUCUUGGCAGGGAUGGGGUAGUAGGUUUCCCCGGUGGAACUGGACCUCCAGGUCCUAACGGAAAACAGGGGGAAAGAGGAUUUAACGGACGCCAAGGGUUGACAGGAGACAAAGGACCAUCUGGCGUUAAAGGUCUCCCCGGUCCCCCCGGUGCCCCUGGACCCCCUGUGAAGAUCACAUCGUUGAAGGGACAACCAGGGUCACCAGGACAGAGCGGAUCACCAGGGAACCCUGGACUGCAAGGAUUGGCCGGCGUCAGAGGACAGCCAGGGGCCUCGGGGGCUGACGGUGGGUCUGGGCCCGGGGGGCCGAAGGGUCUGACUGGGCCUCCAGGCAGAGCAGGACCCAGUGGGCCUCCAGGGCUGCCUGGAGUCAAAGGCUUCCCUGGACAGCGAGGGCAGACGGGUCAGGUCGGACCACCGGGCGACCCGGGGGUCGAUGGCCCUCCAGGCCUGCUGGGCCUUCGGGGGCACACGGGGCCCAAGGGUGACAUGGGAGAGUCGUACGGAGAGCCAGGCCCACCGGGCCCUAAAGGGCCCCCAGGGGAGGACGGAUCAGGAAUCACCUGUAGGCUUGGAGAGCCAGAAGAGCCAGGACCCCGGGGGUACGAAGGACCCCCCGGGGCCCGAGGGACCCCUGGGGAUCCGGGAAGGGACGGGGAACAAGGUUUCCGAGGGCUGCAAGGCCCACAGGGUCUCCCGGGGUUUCCUGGUUUUCCAGGGGUUGAUGGCGUCCAGGGGCCCGGCGGACCCGCAGGCCGGCCUGGCCCUUCAGGAGGGCCAGGAUUACCAGGGCGGGAUGGACUCGAUGGACUGAGGGGCCCAAAUGGGGCGAAGGGAGCGACAGGCGACGAUGUACCUGGACCUCCGGGUCCAAAUGGUUUCCCAGGGGUCAAAGGUCAGAUGGGACGCCCAGGAUUCCCAGGGUCAAGCCAUCCUGGACACAAGGGGCUUAAUGGCCCACCUGGAUACCACGGACCCCCUGGCCCCCCCGGGGAGGCCGGGCCCCCCAGAACCUCAGGCCCGGAGUGCUGCGACCUGGAAAAGGAUUAUCGGGGACAACCGGGGCCGGACGGGCGUCCAGGAGCUGUGGGGUCCCCAGGUGCUCCUGGAGAUCAAGGGUACCCAGGAACCACCAUCGCCUCUAGGGGGGACCAAGGGCCAUCUGGCCCCCAGGGACGAGACGGCCCCAAGGGGGCCAAAGGCUUCCUAGGACCUCCCGGUCGUUUGUCCCCGGGCUUAAGAGGACCUAAAGGUGCUAUGGGUCCUGCUGGGACCAGAGGUCCUGCUGGAUCCUGGGGUCCCCGUGGUUUUCCUGGGCUCACGGGUCGGCAUGGAGACAAAGGCUACAGAGGAGAUGAGGGAGCCAAAGGGCCGCCUGGGGAUGUCAUAGCGAGGUGUCCCCGGGGCCCCCUCGGGGCCCCUGGUAGACCUGGCCCGGAUGGCUUCACAGGAGACAGGGGGCCUCCGGGGCGCCCAGGGGCUAAAGGUGCAAAGGGUAGCGUUGGAUACCGAGGUCGCCAAGGGACAGAUGGUCGUCCUGGUAACGAUGGUCCCGUCGGUGACCCAGGAGACACUGGGCCACGGGGGUUCGUUGGAAAUCAAGGCCCAACAGGGCCAGCCGGUGAACCAGGAGACACCAGCGUCCAGAGUGCGGCCUCCUCUGGCUUCCUGCUGGUCAUCCACAGCCAGUCUGUGGUGGUGCCGCAGUGCCCACAGGGAAACCAACAGCUCUGGGUGGGCUACAGCCUGGUGUUCCUGGAGGGACAGGAGAAAGCCCACACGCAGGACCUAGAGUCGGUGACGAUGUCGCCUCCAGAUGCAGAUGCUCUCUACCUCUGUCUUUCGUCGCCUGUCACACCGACCCAGGUCCGAUCGCUGCGCUACAGCAGAUGA